Messenger RNA from Pneumocystis jirovecii RU7, 3621 nucleotides. Its product is annotated as karyopherin MSN5. The transcript has 22 exons. The record is from RefSeq and is a predicted model, not a curated record. Gene Ontology annotation, molecular function: small GTPase binding; RNA binding; nuclear export signal receptor activity. The coding region runs from base 1 to 3621 and encodes 1206 amino acids. Gene Ontology annotation, cellular component: cytoplasm; nucleus; RNA nuclear export complex. Gene Ontology annotation, biological process: RNA export from nucleus; protein export from nucleus. Lineage: Eukaryota; Fungi; Ascomycota; Pneumocystomycetes; Pneumocystales; Pneumocystaceae.
AUGAGCAAAGAAGAAUUGGAUCGAUUGGUAUCAGCGUUGUCAAUAAUUUAUACAGUAGACGCAAAUAAAACAACAAGAGAUGAAGCACAAAAGUUUCUAGAUGAAAUAAAAAAUAAUGAAAAUUCAUGGAAAUAUGGAAUUGAACUUACACAGUUCAAAGAUCAGCAAAUGGAUACGCUCCGACAUUUCGGAUUAAAUUUGAUUGAGCAUAAUAUACGAUAUAAUUGGGAUACAUAUACAAAUGAGGAUAAGAUAUAUAUACGAAACUACAUAGUAAAAAUGUGUUAUGAUGGCGUUCGUGAUGGUACAUCUCAUGAACAGCAAGAGGCACAUUAUAUUAAACAAAAAAUAUCUCAAAUACUUAGCAAAAUAGUAAAAAAGGAUUGGAUUUUUAUUUUGUACGAUAUAGAUUUAACAUUACAAAAUAUGUUUUUAGCUUCUCCUACAGCUCGAAAUAUAUCACUAAAUACAAUAUUGGAUUUGAUCGAAGACGUGUUUCAAUCCAAUGACAAUUCUCAUUUAUCAAAAAUGCCUACUUUAUCGGUCGGUAUAAUCUCUAUUCUUUGCUCUUCGAACGUUUUAAAAACCAUAUAUCCAAACGAUCUACCCAAUCCACUUAAAAUCCGUGAAAACAAUUUAGGAUGGCUUAACAUUUUCAAAAAAAGUAUAGAAAGUUAUUUUAACAUCAUUAAUGCGUCAUCAGUUUUAGAAUCUGAAAUAUUGAACCAAUUAUGUUUUGCUUUAUUACACGGAAACAUAGAAAUAAAAAUGGCUUCUUCAGAUUGUCUUUAUACUCUUUUUGUUCGUCCAUUAUCUUCUGAAAAUAAACUCUUAGAAAUAAUUUAUUCUUUCUUUGAACCUAGUAACUUAAACCAUUUACGUAUUGUAAUUGAAGAUAUAUUUUCUCAAAUUCAAUCAGAAAAACAUACUCAUUUUGACGAAAAAAAAUAUUCAUUUCUCAAAAAAAUAGUUGAAACUAUUAUUGCUCUUGGAACUUCUCAUAUUUUGAAUAAUUACAAACAAAAUACUUUUCAUCAUUUAAAUGUAUACUUAGAUCUUAUUAUAUCUACUACUAAGCACCCAUCACUUGUCGUAUCAUCUAUAUCUCAACCUUUUUGGAUAGCAUUAUUGAAAUCAUCUUUAAAUAAAGAAGAAGCAGUUGUAUCAAUAUUACCCUGUCUACUUGAUACUGCAUCAAAUAGGUUAAUAAGAUAUGAAAAUGCUCAACAAACAUUCUUAAAAAAUUCUAUAGAAAUGAAAUUUUUAAAUCACGAUAUUGAAAAUGUUUCAGAAAUACAUGUGUUUUGUGGAAAUUAUCGAAGAUUUAUGGUAGAUCUUAUACGGAUAAUAUUUUCUAUUCCAACAAAAGAUUGUUUAUCUUAUGCCCAGCAACAUGUUGAAAAAUUUUUUAAAACAUAUUCUAGUUUUAUAAAUAAUAAUCAAACAACUUCUAAAAAAAAAACACCGGAUUAUCUUUUUUAUGAUAGUAAUUUUACUUUUAUAGAAGCUGUACUAAAAGGGUAUAAAACACUAGAUAGAAAAAACGAACAUCCAAAUAAUGAUUUAAAAAAAAACUUUUCGUCUCUUUUGAAAUAUUGGUUCAAAAAAAUAAUCGAUAUGGAUAUUAAGGCACCUUUAAUACUAAGUCUCCAGGUUCAAAUAUUAGUAACGUUUCUAUGUUCUUUUGAAGAAAAAGAAUUUCUUAUACCAGUUUUGGAAAAAACGAUAUCAGCUACUGUAUACCGUUAUCCCGAUAAUUCUCUUGAUGAUGUAGUACAAACAAUUCGCGAGUUACGUAGAAGAUCAGGUCAAGAACUCCUUAGACUUGCAAUGGAAUUAUCUGAUUUAUUAUGGAAUAUAUAUCCUCAACUUGAAAAAAUAAUUUGUGAAAUUAUAAAUAAAAAAUCUAGUGAAAAUGAAAAUAUAGUUUUUAAUACCUUUUUACUAAUUAUCAGUCAAAAAUCAACUAAUACUCAAGACGAGAAAGUGUACUAUUUUCAAUAUAUUAUUACUAAAUUGGUAGAUACAUGGAACAAAACUAAAUCAAUGUUUAAUUUAGCAACAUUUGAUGGAUUUUUUGACUUUUUGGGGUUACAAAAAAUAACACAAUAUAUUCAAUCAAAAAAUAUUCAUUCUGUUCAAGAUUUAAAUACUAAAUAUCUGGAUAUUCAAGGAAAACAAUUAGUAGAUGAACUAAAAGAAAUAAGAAAAAUGUUCUGGCCUAUUCGAGGAUUUCGAAAAUUUGCAGAUUAUCACUUGAAAAUUAUAUCAUUUGAAAAUAAUAACAAUAAUUGUCUAUUAAAAUUAUGGGAAUCUGUUAUUAAUUUUAUUCUUCCGGAUAUUUUUAAUAUAAUAAGACAUAUUCAUGCAUUAUACAAUCCUGAUAAUUGGACUCUCUUUUCUCCAGAACUACAGUUUGUUAUUGCUCAAAGUAUUUCGGAAAAUUUUUGGUUUCAUGGUAUUAGUUUAAUAUCUAAAGAUGAAUUUUAUGAAGAAAUUUCAAAAUCUGAAAAUAAAAUCAUAGAACUAACUUAUGGCUUUAAUCAUUUUUUACGAAAAAAUAAAGAAUAUUGUUAUAUGAGUAUUGGAUCAUUCUCUAAUUUUGGAAGUUGUUUUUAUAAAAAUCCAAAUUUAAUUCAAAAUAUAAUUGAAUCAUUAUUUAGUGACAUUAAAAGUCUUUCUUUAUAUACUUGGUCAAGCAUUCUGGAUUUCUCUAUUUCUCCUUUGAUAAUUAAAUGCCCUUAUGAUUAUCAAGAUAGCUUUUUAAAAGUAUUAUUACCAUAUUUAUUUACAGAAAUCGAUAAAAAACUCAUAUCUGAAUGGUCAAAAAUCAAAGAAAAAGAACUUAUAUCUAAUGAUGAUUUUAAUAAUCUCGCCUUUUGCCAAAACGAAGAUUUAUCUGAUGAAAUAAUCCAAGAAUUAUUACUUAGGCAUUUAUCUUUUAUUACAGUUAAAUUAUUAAGGGAACUAUUAAUACCACCAAACAAAUCACAAUCUAUAAAUACAUCGGAAGAUUUAAAAACAAAUAUGUUUUAUGUUUUACAAAAUUAUGAAAUACUUGGAUCAUUACUCCCUUUAUUAUCGCACUUGAUUAUGCUUCAUGAUACUCGCACUUCUCAUAAUGCAAUUCGCAUUCUUCAAAAUAUUGUACCUACAUUAAUGGAUCAUCCAAAUAACCAGAUCAGUAUUUUUGUUACUAGUGAUUUAUUUAAAGCAUGUCUUAUGGCUAUAAAUGAUGCUUAUUUAGUUUCUAUUCAUCAUGAAAUUGUCACAAUUCUAAUUCAAAUUUAUACUUUAGCACAUGAACGAAAAUUUCAACAAUGUAAAGAUGUUCUUUUAUCUAUACCAGGGCUAAGUUUAGAAAAAAUAUAUGAAUUCGAAACAAAAUUGUUUAAUGUCAAGAAUUCCAAAUCAAAAAAAAUAAUUAUGGUAGAUUUUUUAUCUACUUUUGGAAUAAAUUUAAAAAAUAAUGGAAAGAGUUCUCAGAAAAAACCCAGUGAGAUCAAUAUCAGUACUUAUGAAGUAAUGAAACGUAUUAACACUAAAAUAAAUCCCUUAGAUACAUAUAAAAAAGAUAUUCUUGAACAAGAAAAUAUUGAUCUUGAAAUCCUUUUUAAAUAA